CCCCCCGGACACGCGAACUGCGAGGAAAGCUGCUCAAGUGCUCGGUGCCCGCCGCAAACAUGCUGGCGAUGAUGAUGAUGAAGGAAGAUUGUAACUAGAGAAGAGGGUGAUUUACUGCGCGGGGAAGGAGCGGAGCGUGGAAUAAACAACCGAGAUCCGGGCAAAGCCCAAAUACUGAUUUUUUUUUUUUUUUAUUAUUAUUAUUAUUAUUUUUCUUCACCUAUAUAGAUUUUAUUUUUUUUUUAAUUUUUUUUCUCCCGCCAGGAACUGCCGCUGCCUGCCAGAGCCAGAGAUUUAUUUGCCUUUUCUUUUGGAGGCAGCAGCUCCUUGCUCGGUCGCCCGGCUCGUGCUCCGCUCCGCCGCCGCUCGCCCGCCCGGGCUGCGGGAGGAGCAUGGAUGAUCAGUCCAGGAUGCUGCAGACUCUGGCCGGGGUGAACCUGGCCGGCCACUCGGUGCAGGGGGGCAUGGCUCUGCCUCCUCCCCACGGACACGAAGGGGCAGACGGCGACGGCAGGAAGCAGGACAUCGGAGACAUCCUCCAUCAGAUCAUGACCAUCACUGACCAAAGCCUGGAUGAGGCACAAGCAAAAAAGCAUGCACUGAACUGCCACAGGAUGAAGCCUGCUCUGUUCAGUGUCCUGUGUGAAAUCAAAGAGAAAACAGGUUUGAGCAUCAGAGGAGCCCAGGAGGAAGACCCUCCCGAUCCCCAGCUGAUGAGACUGGACAACAUGCUGCUGGCGGAAGGGGUGUCAGGUCCGGAGAAAGGUGGGGGAUCGGCAGCAGCAGCUGCAGCAGCAGCCGCCUCUGGAGGGUCUUCAGAUAACUCUAUUGAACACUCAGAUUACAGAGCCAAAUUGACCCAGAUCAGACAAAUCUAUCACACAGAGUUGGAGAAAUAUGAACAGGCCUGUAACGAAUUCACCACGCACGUGAUGAACCUGCUCCGAGAACAGAGUCGGACACGCCCCAUCUCUCCGAAGGAGAUCGAGAGGAUGGUGGGCAUCAUUCAUCGAAAGUUCAGCUCCAUCCAGAUGCAGCUCAAACAAAGCACUUGUGAAGCAGUCAUGAUUUUAAGAUCGCGGUUCCUUGAUGCCAGACGGAAACGACGUAACUUCAGCAAACAAGCCACAGAAAUCUUGAAUGAGUAUUUUUACUCCCACCUCAGUAACCCUUACCCCAGUGAAGAAGCCAAAGAAGAGCUGGCAAAGAAAUGCAGCAUCACAGUAUCACAGGUAUCCAACUGGUUUGGCAAUAAGAGAAUCAGGUACAAGAAGAACAUAGGGAAGUUUCAGGAAGAAGCCAAUCUCUACGCUGCAAAGACGGCUGUGACCGCAGCACACGCCGUGGCAGCCGCCGUCCAGAAUAACCAGACAAACUCACCGACCACACCAAACUCUGGUUCUUCUGGUUCUUUUAACCUCCCAAAUUCUGGGGACAUGUUCAUGAACAUGCAGAGUCUGAAUGGGGAUUCUUACCAGGGGUCCCAAGUCGGAGCCAAUGUGCAAUCACAGGUGGAUACCCUCCGUCAUGUUAUCAAUCAGACGGGAGGAUACAAUGAUGGCUUGGGAGGAAAUUCACUGUACAGUCCACACAAUUUAAAUGCUAAUGGAGGCUGGCAGGACGCAACGACUCCAUCUUCUGUGACUUCCCCUACAGAAGGGCCGGGAAGUGUGCACUCCGAUACCUCUAACUAAUCUCCUAGCAACACUUUUUCCCUGCGCUGAGAUGCCGUGGUUAGCGCAUUCAGAGUCACAGGAGAAAAAGGAAAGAAUCUUUUUUGUAGCCAAGCACCUAUAGCUUUACUGUAAAACCUUGUCUUACUAGAAAACUUGGUAAAUCUGUUUUUUAAAGGUAUCAUAAUCAUUUGUAUUUAUACUUAAAACACACAAUGUUAAAAAGCACUUUAUCCAAUUAGGCCAAGAUUUAGCAUUGUUUAUAGCCCUGUAACUAUUUUAUCAUAAUUUAUUAUCAACAAUUUUAGCGAUGACGGUCUAACAGUUGCCAAUUACUUGGCCUUAAGGGUAAAAGUACAGUAUAAGCUUAACCUCAAUAGCAGGAGCAGACACAAAGAAACACCUCACCUAAAUUUAACUUCGUGCAUAUUUCCAUGGAAAGCCUAAAUGAAUUACAGACUUUGAUUGUGUUUAAUCUUUUCAUAUCUCUUAUAGAGUUGGAAUAAAAAGAGCUGUUCAGUUAUUUCAGUUAACGAUGGUCGUCUUUAAGAAUCCUUAUUCGUCACAUUUUUGUUGUGAUCUAUUGUUUUACCAACUAGAUUGGAAGCUGGGAGCAUCUUUUCUCGCUAAAAGUACCCGGACCCAGAGUCUCCUCUCUGUAUUUCAGUCAUGGACAUAGAUCGUUCUUAAGAGAUGAAGAUACUUGCUGCUUAUUUUUGUGGAAGCCAAGACCUGGGGUUUUACAGUAGGAGCUAGGUGCUGCACACACCUUUGCCAAGAUUUGCUACUUCCUCUUGGCAACAAAAAAGAAAGGCACCAUUAUAUGGAGUGUUGUACAUAGUGUAGCAAAAGAGUAUUUAUACAUCUCACCAAUCAAAACACAGCUUUAUUACCUCAUGCGAACUCAUACAAACCAAUAGAAUUUCAACAUGUUCUGUAGCUUAGAGUGCUCACUUACUACCUCUGAACAAUACUCACGCUGUAGUUUGUCUCUUUCUUAUCUUUUUGCAUCUUGUAAUUAACUCUUUGUUUCCCUUCAUGAGAUGUAAUGUACAUUGUAAUCUUUUAAAAAAAAAACAAAGUCAGGGUUGCAUUUGCAACUUUUAAAAAAAGCUAAAGCGGAAACAUUGGGUCUUCGGUUGAAACACAGAGACAGUAAAACUGUUGUAAAUACUGAGAAACAUUUUGAAUGUUCUUCAUCUUGUUACUAAUCCACGCAAAAAAAA
Messenger RNA from Gavialis gangeticus (Gharial), 2899 nucleotides. It is a transcript of the gene PBX3, whose product is annotated as PBX homeobox 3. Lineage: Eukaryota; Metazoa; Chordata; Crocodylia; Gavialidae. Gene Ontology annotation, cellular component: nucleus. Gene Ontology annotation, biological process: embryonic organ development; brain development; regulation of transcription by RNA polymerase II. Gene Ontology annotation, molecular function: RNA polymerase II cis-regulatory region sequence-specific DNA binding; DNA-binding transcription factor activity, RNA polymerase II-specific. The transcript is spliced from 9 exons. The coding region runs from base 393 to 1694 and encodes 433 amino acids. The record is from RefSeq and is a predicted model, not a curated record.